GCACUCACGGGUUCUCCUCAUUCAGCUUCUCAACAUGAACUUCAUCAGUGUGCUGUCCUGCCUCAGCCUGCUGUUGGCAGCUGCUGUCGCCCAGGCACCAAAACCAUGCGUUUCUCCUGCACUGAUGAGUGGAGGCCUCACUGUGAUGGCUGGCAACGGACUCUUCAUGUCGACAGGAACAAUUACCUAUGAUGCUUUUGGACAGAGGAUGCGGGUCAGAAACUAUGGGUUUAGUGGCAAUCAGACCUUUGGUGUGGAUCAGUUGAUGCUUUUCAAUCAGAAAGUCUAUUAUGAGAUCGACUGGAGCAAAUUGUCUUGCAAGAAGAAGGCGCUCGACACCUCCUUCAUUCCCAUGCAUGUCCCCUCUGAUGCUAAACUGAUGGGUCAGGUAUUCCUGGGCUCCUCCUCCUCCUUUGGAAUGGGUGUGCUAGUCAACACCUGGUAUGGAGACCUGCCACACAACGGCACAUACACGACUGUCUUCUCUGAGAUCGGCUGCAUCCCGAUGACUUACACCAGCUACACUCCAGAGUCUGGAUGGAUCACCAUCAGCACCUUCAACUGGGUCCUGGGCAACACAAACCCCAUGGACUACACCCCACCUUUCUUUUGUGCCAAGUCUAAACUGGAGGAGACAGAGACACCAGAUACCGUCUUUACUGCCUUGAAGUCUCUGGCUGUGAAGACCAAGAACGAAGAGUAAACAUCUGGAGUAUCUCACUAAAAUAAUCACUAAUACUGCUCUUGUUAGGGCCACUAAAUUGAACCCAAAUGAUCCAGUAAUCAUGGAUAUCAUGGGAUAUAAAGCCAUUUAAAUUAACAUGAUUUCCAAGGUUGUUUUAACCAGCUAAGCCACGAUAUAGCCCCCUGUUGAACAACAAUCUCAGUGUUUGGUAUUAAAGAUUAAAGGAAAUAGUACAAGAGAAGAGGAAAAGUCUUCAGACCCACCACUGAGUAGUCCCACAGGUCAUUUAUGGACAUGCAGCCUGUAAGUUUUGCUUUAGUUUUUCUCCUGUACUGCUUGAUAUGCUUGAUAACUAUGAAUGUAAUUUAGGGCCAGGAUGUUUGAAAGAAAAAAAUGACAAACUGUGAAUGUGAAAUGAAACCCAUAAACAAUCAAAUUAAACUAUAAAUGUAAAACCAAACCUGUGAACAAGAGAACAAAUGGUAAAUGAGACAAAAAAUGUAAAUGAGAAAACACAAACGUAAGAAAAAGCAAACAAAAAAAAACUGUAUCACAAGAAUAAAAUCUAAAGUAGAAACAA
Messenger RNA from Seriola dumerili (greater amberjack), 1265 nucleotides. RefSeq names its product ependymin-like. Gene Ontology annotation, biological process: cell-matrix adhesion. The record is from RefSeq and is a predicted model, not a curated record. Gene Ontology annotation, molecular function: calcium ion binding. The transcript is spliced from 6 exons. Gene Ontology annotation, cellular component: lysosome; extracellular region. The coding region runs from base 35 to 703 and encodes 222 amino acids. NCBI's taxonomy places the organism in Eukaryota, Metazoa, Chordata, Actinopteri, Carangiformes, Carangidae.